Molecule: messenger RNA, 3197 nt
Organism: Balaenoptera acutorostrata (minke whale)
Lineage: Eukaryota; Metazoa; Chordata; Mammalia; Artiodactyla; Balaenopteridae
Gene: SOX12
Product: SRY-box transcription factor 12
Exons: 1
Coding region: 424-1362 (312 amino acids)
Biological process (GO): anatomical structure morphogenesis; negative regulation of transcription by RNA polymerase II; cell differentiation
Molecular function (GO): DNA-binding transcription factor activity, RNA polymerase II-specific; RNA polymerase II cis-regulatory region sequence-specific DNA binding
Source: RefSeq, a predicted model, not a curated record
GGAGAGGGGGAGGGGUGGCGCGCGCGCCGGCGGGGCCGCGCGGGGAGAAAGACACUGGAAGGCGGCGGGGCGGAGAGAGGCGCGCGCGGGCCGCGGCCGAGCAGGAGGCUGCUAGGAGAGCCCGCGGGGGCCCUGGGAGUGCAGUUCCUCAGCCCCCGCAAAACAAUGUGUGGCGUGCUGCGGGGCACAACUUGCCGGAGGCGGCGGGGGCGCGCCGAGCCCGCCUGAGACCGCGCCGCUGACCUUCUCCCCCCGCCGUCCGUUGGGCCCGAGCGCCCAGCUUCUCGCUCCCCAGCUCGCGGGGGCCGGGCCGAGCUGCAGGGCGGGGCCGCCCCUCCGUCGCUGCUGCCUCCUCCCCCACCCCCAGCCGCUGAGGAUGCGGACGGCCCCCGGCGGCGUCUAGCGGCCCCGGGCCCAGGCGCGAUGGUGCAGCAGCGGGGCGCGAGGGCCAAGCGGGACGGCGGGCCACCGCCCCCGGGGCCCGGGCCGGCCGAGGAGGGGGCGCGUGAGCCCGGCUGGUGCAAGACCCCGAGCGGCCACAUUAAGAGACCGAUGAACGCGUUCAUGGUGUGGUCGCAGCACGAACGGCGGAAGAUCAUGGACCAGUGGCCCGACAUGCACAACGCCGAGAUCUCCAAGCGCCUGGGCCGCCGCUGGCAGCUGCUGCAGGACUCGGAGAAGAUCCCGUUCGUGCGGGAGGCGGAGCGGCUGCGCCUCAAGCACAUGGCGGAUUACCCGGACUACAAGUACCGGCCGCGCAAAAAGAGCAAGGGGGCGCCCGCCAAGGCGCGGCCCCGCCCCCCCGGCGGCGGCGGCAGCCGGCUCAAGCCCGGGCCGCAGCUGCCUAGCCGCGGGGGCCGCCGAGCAGCGGGAGGGCCUUUGGGGGGCGGCGCGGCGGCGCCCGAGGACGACGACGAGGACGACGACGAGGAGCUGCUGGAAGUGCGCCUGGUCGAGACCCCCGGGCGGGAGCUGUGGAGGAUGGUCCCGGCGGGGCGGGCCGCCCGGGGACAAGCGGAGCGUUCCCAGGGGCCGUCGGGCGAGGGGGCGGCUGUCACCGCCGCCUCCCCGACUCCGUCGGAGGACGAGGAGCCGGAGGAAGAGGAGGAGGAGGCGGCGGCGACGGAGGAAGGCGAAGAGGAGACGGUGGCGUCGGGGGAGGAGCCGCUGGGCUUUCUGUCCAGACUGCCCCCCGGCCCCGCCGGCCUGGACUGCAGCGCCCUGGACCGCGACCCAGACCUGCCGCCCCCCUCGGGCACGUCGCACUUCGAGUUCCCGGACUACUGCACCCCCGAGGUUACCGAGAUGAUCGCAGGGGACUGGCGCCCGUCUAGCAUCGCCGACCUGGUUUUCACCUACUGAGCCCACCGUCAGCGGGGCGCGCACGCCCCCAAACCAGCUGUUUACAUACAGGAAUCAGGUAUUGGGGCCCCUCGGAGGCCGAGGCUGGCACCCCAUCUCCCGCACAGCCUCCCCCCUCCUAGACGUGCCCAACCCCCUUCAAAUCCAGACAUGCCCUUCCCCCGCAGACACACCCCAAGGCAGCCCAACCCCCACCCUUUCUCCGACAUCCAAGCCCCUCCCCAUCUUACCCCCUCCCGCACAGCCACCAGCAGCCAGCCCCCCCCUCCGAUACACCUCCCGUCCUCUCCAAGAGACCUGUACCCCUCCCCCAUUUUGCACACGCCCCUCCUCACGGCCGGAGGACACGCCCCUGCCCUUGCUCCGGACUCCCUCCGCCUUAGCCUGGCCCGCCUCUUGUCUUGUUUGGGGGGGCGCUGCAGCUGGGCGGCCCCGCGCCCUCCUCCCUUGCCCCUCCCUCCCAGGGAGGGGGCCCGUUCCUUUUCCCCGGGAACACUGGGAUCCGCCCCCUUCUCGCGCAUGCUUAAUGCUUCUUGGGAGGAGGGAGCUGGUCCCAGUCGAACCUCAAGCCCCUGUCAGCCGAUCCGGGAAGAAGGGGGGCGGAUAUAGAGCGAUCCUGAGAAAUCUUUUGAUCCAGGAGCCACGGCUUCCGUUCAACCCGACGGGGCGUCACUGCCUUAAAUGGGAGGAGCACUCGGAAGGGGGAGAAAGAGACUAGCCGGCCCGGAAGGGUUGAUGUGGAGCUUGGAACUCCCAAGUGGCAUAGCCCCUUUUCCCUUACGGGGUUGCCCAACCCACGUGCACCCACCCCUCACCGACUGCAUGACUGCCUCUACAGCUUGUCUUGGUUCCAAGAAGCCAACCUUUCUUUCCCCCGCCUGGGAAUUGGGGGCAGGGUCUUUCUCUGGAAAUCCUUCAGGAGAGAAAAAGAAAACUCAGAACCAAGACACGUAACAGUUUGUUUGGGGACAGGGUCCUUAUGCUCCACCACCCCCCAAGUGCCCUUAUCACCUCAGGGCACACUCCCAGCCUGGGCUCCUUCCUAAGCCCACCGCCCCUUCCUGUCACCCAGGUCCCUCUGCCUACAGUAUUCAGUGGGAGAAACUGAGACACGUUGGUACUAGGGGGUUGAGACUGAGGCAUAAUAGCAGAUGAAGUGGCAAGAAGAGCCCCACUUUUCAGCAGCUGGCUUCAGAGAGACCAUCGACUGGGCCAGUGAGACUGAAGGGAGGGUCAGAGCAGUCUUGGGCCGUUUGCGCCUAGCGCUGCUGCAUCCAGUUCGGGGUGCCCUCGGAAACCCUGCCCCUGAUGCUGUUACCCCUCUUACUCCAGCUCCCCGCUCAAGCCCCGCCCCUCCGGCCUCCCCACGCCCCAUUUGCCCUCACUACCUGUAUCUCACCGGCGUGUGUUCACCCUCCUGGGUGUGCACACACUCUCAUUCACACACACAAAUCUCAGGAACAAACGGUCCCAGAGUCCUCCGGGACCCCUGCCCAGGGUCUCUGCAGGUCUCUGCCCCACGCGUUCCCGUCGCUGACAAAGCCACCAGCUGCCUCCUUUAAGCUUGGUGCUCCGGCUCUGGGCCUUUUUGCGCGCGCGCUCUUUCUCUCUUUUUCUCUUUCUCUCUCUCUUUCUUUUUCUUUUUCUUUUUUUUUUUUUUAAAGAAAAACAACAACAAAAAAGACAAUGAAAAAUCCCAGAAAACGUCAUGUGAGUGAAGAGAUGUCACUGUCUGUGGUCUUGGAGAACUAGUCUCAUAGCUGAGGGGAGGGGGCACUGGCACCCACAGCAGGACUUCUGCCAGGACUGAAUAAAGUGUAUUUGCCCCAUCUCGC